GAGUUUGUUUUAUUGAAAAUAUUGCCGUUAUAAAAUGCUAUUCAUAUUAAUUAAAUUUAUUUUAUUUUAUUUACAUCCAUUUAUUUAUAACCAUAAAGAACAAGACUAAAAUAACUCUUAUCAUUGCUAUCUUGUUCUUUCUACCCCUUUCUGCUGGUGUCAUCAGUUGCAGUGUAAACAUUACCAGUUUCGCAGAUUAAAGACAGGGUUUAUUUAUUUACUUAUUUGUUUGUUUAAAAAAAAAUCUCCGAAAACAAUGGCAGCGUCAAAUGUCGAAUUUCUGGCGCGAGAAAGAAGCGGACACACGGCCGUGGUUUCAGAAAACACUUUAUUUGUGUGGGGAGGUUAUGUGGUAAGACAGCUGCCUGUACACAAGCCUAAUGCGAAUAAAUACCCAAAUUACGAAUACUAAUGUUCGCAAUUAAUAAGUCUUGUUGCUGCCUCUCAUUUCAUUGAGGGAAGACACUGCAGGUGGAAACGACAUUUUUAAAUAAAUCCCCAAGUUGUGGAAACAAAUCAAACCACGUUUUAAUCAAUACGAAACAUCUCUAGUUUAUCUGCAUUCAAGAAAUGUACAUGAUCAUUCUUGCCCCUGACUGAAAGGAUAUAGCACAAAAUGUUGAUUUAUUUUAACUGCCGUACUGAAAAAAGGCAUAAAAAAUCUUUAUAAGGGUGAAUUAACUUGCAAAGACUGCUUCCCAAACAAAUACCCCAUUACUGUAUACUGCACUCCUGUGUUUCGUUAAGACAAAGGCCUCUUCAAAAUUCACUUUCAAACUAUAUCAUCUCUCUAGCCUAUGUGCAGUCUGCCUGUAAUACUUCCACUUCGAUGGUAUUAACAAUUUUAUUAGUCGAAAAUGUCUUUUUCCCAUGGUGUGGAUCAAUGUUGAAUGAGGAAAUCGGUAACAUACAUUUGUUCCAAUUUGUCUGUAUUUUUAAGUCAGUAGCUGAUCUUGAAGUCUUCCUCCCAAACAAUGAGAUCUGGUUGUAUGACCUGGACAUCGGGUUAUGGAAAAAGUGUGACAUGAGUGGGGAUGUUCCUCCAUCCAUGUCAGGUACCUGUGGUUGCAAUCUAAAAGGAAUCAUGUAUAUAUUUGGUGGUUGCAGUGAUGAUGGUCAGACCAAUGAGCACUAUUCUGUCAAUCUCCACAAUGGGAAAUAUGCAUGGAAGAAGUUAAGAUAUUGUGCAGGGUUACAGCCCUCACCCCGUGACAAGCUUUCCUGUUGGGUUCACAAAGGAAGGAUUAUUUACUUUGGUGGAUAUGGUCAUAAGCUUCGCAGUGAAAUCCGUAACCAUGGCACUUUUGUUGUGGAUGAAGCUUCUUGGGCUGAAGACAUCUUAUGGGGUUGGAACAGUGAAGUUCAUGUGUUUGACCCAGGAUCAAAAUGUUGGACAGAACCACAAACAUUUGGGCAUGCUCCUGCCCCGAGGGCUGCCCAUGCCAGUGCCACCAUAGGUAAUAAAGGGUAUGUCUGUGGCGGACGUAUAAUGGAGACAAGAAAAUGUGACCUUCAUUGUCUGGAUUUAAAUACAUGGAUGUGGUCUGAAAUUGUUCCAACCAGCACACUUCCUUUGGGCCGUUCAUGGCAUACUCUAAAUGCAGUUUCAGACACAACACUCUUUCUCUUUGGUGGACUUAGCGUGGAUUGCAGACCCAUGAGUGAUGGUUGGUUGUUUGAUCUGAAGACAAAUGAAUGGGCAGAAAUUAAGCAUCCAAACAUGGAUAAACCACGGCUGUGGCACACUGCUUGUGUGGGAGGGAACUCGGAUGUUAUUGUUUUUGGUGGAAGCCAUGAUUAUAUCCUUUUAGUGGACUCUGGUCAUUGCAAUGACAUUCUUGUGUUCCAAACCCAGCCUUACUCACUAAUACGGUUAUGUGAGGACUUUAUUGCAAGCAGUGCCAAAAUGUUUCAGACCCAGCUUGCAGGUUUACCACCCAAAUUAAUAUACAGUAUGCAGAAGAGAAUAACCUUUUUCAGAUCAACAAAAAAAUCACAGAAAGCCAUCAAAACACUGGAGUGAUUUUUUUCUGGAAACAGGAGAAAUUGUGUGAUGUCACUGUAUUUGCAUUUGAAGUAUUUUUCAAUUAUUUGUAAUAACAUUGUGUUUGAGUUGAUAUUUGGACAAUUUAAAUUCUCUUUUGAGGAAGUUUAACAUAUUGAGCACUACUUUAUUGCACUGUGCUGUUUAUCACAAGGAUAGGAAAAUGAAAUUACAAAGGGCUAUUUUUAGCUGAUAUGAUCAUGUAAUACACCAUUAACAAUGUCUGUAUGACAUUCUUAUUUUGUGUGAAAUUUACCUGAUACAGGAGAACAUAUAGGGCAAAUUAAGAAAAAAUUGAUUACUUACUUGCUUGGUUCAAACCAGUACAUUUUGCAUUAGUGUAACUUAAAUGUUAAUUAAAUUGUUAUAUAUGUGAGUAAGUUAUUGACUUACUGACAGAGAGGGCAAGGUAUCCUCUGUUCUCUGUACACUGUCUCUUUUUUACAUAGCAUUAAAUGGGCCUUUAUGAUAUUCUAGAAAAGAAUGAAGGCUAUGUAUUUGUUGGGAGGUCAAAGGGUCAGUCAGUAUAGUAAUGUAAAUCUAUACAUGUCCUUUUUUUAUUGGAUGCUCAUUGCUCAGAAUUAACCAAUCACAUUCAAACUCAUGUU
This is a messenger RNA of Hemibagrus wyckioides, 2652 nucleotides long. Its product is annotated as kelch domain-containing protein 1. The record is from RefSeq and is a predicted model, not a curated record. The transcript has 12 exons. Gene Ontology annotation, molecular function: protein binding. The coding region runs from base 830 to 2023 and encodes 397 amino acids. NCBI's taxonomy places the organism in Eukaryota, Metazoa, Chordata, Actinopteri, Siluriformes, Bagridae.